Molecule: messenger RNA, 389 nt
Organism: Lecanosticta acicola
Lineage: Eukaryota; Fungi; Ascomycota; Dothideomycetes; Mycosphaerellales; Mycosphaerellaceae
Source: the annotation of a GenBank genome assembly
AUGUCGGGCAUCCUCGGUGGUCUCUACAAGUACGAUCGAAUCUGGUGCCGUCCACGGAAGAACACCAAUGGCUAACGCAAGAGCCUGCAGCACCAUCGUGAAGCGAAACUUCGUAUUCCUGGGCACCAUCUUCGCCGGUGCCUUUGUUACUGAGAUGUACGCAAGAGAAAGAGCAUGUGGAGCCAAACAAAUAUACUGACAGGUCUCAGUGCCUUCGACACAGCCGCAAACUCGAUCUGGAACCGGAUAAACCAGGGCGUACGUAGACGAAUGACCAUCCAUUCCUCGCACACAAUACGCUGACUUUACUACAGCGACAAUGGCAGGACAUCAAGUACCGAUAUAUGCAAGCUGGUGAUGACGAGGAUGGGGACGACGACGACGAAUGA